ACCACUAACAUGAUACCACUAGCGCCAUCUUGUGCUGAGUAGCGGAACUUCACCUUAGAACGCACAUCGCGAAUAUAAAGACACCGAGAGAUGGCGCUGACGACUAGAUAGAUGCCGCUAACGACUGUGCAACACCGAAACUAUAAAUAGGGACGGCGAUUUUGUUCGUCAUUCGAUCUUCAGCUGAUCUCUAGUGUAGACGGUUUCCCGGCUCUCUAGUUUAGAUCACUACUGAGUGUUGCGUACGGUUCCCGAACCUUCACUUAGUACCCGGUGUAUCUAGUUGUACCGUUAAUUUAAAUAAAGAUACGAACUUGCUAUCCGGUUAGUUUUACUACUCGCCCUACGCCCGAGCCCCGGUUACAUUCUGGCGUACCAACGUUCGGCCAAGGACAUCCAAGCUGGCGGAUUCCGGGAACGAACCUUCGAUCACUCCCAAAUCAAGACCUUCGCUGCGAGUGGGGCUGAGACCACGAAAACUACACGGACCUUCAAGCAAGAAGAAGAAGAUGACUCAGAACAUAUCCAUGUCCACGGAGCAGUUACAGCAACUAGUGACGUCACUUACGUCGGCGGCACUUCAAGCAGCAGCCGGUGGAGCAAGGAAUACCACGGCCUCGUUUGCGAACGUGUCGUUCUCUUAUGACGGCACUAGAGAGUCAAUGCGUCUUGAAGAGUUCCUGUCAGCUGCUUCAGUCUAUAAGAAAGUUAAUGAUAUGUCAGACGAAGCCGCCAUCAUGAGUCUCCCUCUUGUAUUAAAAGGGGAAGCUUCAACAUGGUGGCAAGGCGUCAAAGAAGGCAUUAGCCGUUGGACUGAUUUUGAGUCAAGACUACGACACGCUUUUGCACCCAAAAUAUCAGGCGUACAAAUAUUCCAAGAAGUAUUCUCACGCAGGCAACCGUCAGACAUGCUAUCCGAAACGUUUAUUGCGAAGAACAGAGCUCUGUUGACCCAACUACGCUCACCGGGUUUGACAGAAGAACUACAAAUAGACGCGAUUCACGGACAGCUGAAUAUAAACAUACGCGAAAGGAUACCCCGCGACUCCGUGACAACUUUCGACCAAUUACUAACGGCGGCUAGGAAUGUGGAACAGGUGCUACGGGAGAGGGCGUCAACAACGCUGUCUACGACCUCAGGCUCGAAGCAACCUUCCCAAGCUAGCAAGAAGCAGCGGUGUGACUUCUGUCGUGCCACGGGCCAUACCGUUGAAGAAUGUCGAAAGAGGAUGAAGCAAAUGGGUGGUCAACCUGGACAAGGCCAACACCCUCCUAAGGAGAUCAAGACUGAGUCUACCCAAGCGCCCUCACCAAGUAUGUCGACGCUCUACUGCUACGGGUGUGGAAUGCCUGGAUACACAAGAAGCAAAUGUCCUAAGUGUAAGGAAGCUCAACCAGUCAAGAUCGAGAAAACUGGCUUCUGCGCCCUAGACAUCAACUUAGACGCUCGCCCGAGAAUGCAAGUGGGGAUUGCAAUCUUCGAUGUUGUUGGCACUGCGUUCGUUGACCCCGGCGCUAAAUCUAGUGUAGCUUCAUAUCAGCUAUACAAAUGCUUGAAACAAAGACAAUGUAGUUUCGCUUCACAAACUGCUAACAUAUCAAUGGCAGACGGCUUGAAACGUCGAGAGGAUGUCAUGUCCAUUACAGUUCCAGUAAAAAUUUGUGAUCGGACUGUACCCACGACAUUUGUUGUACUACCGCACGCCAAAGAAAAUAAGACUUUACUGGGAAUGGGAUUCAUAGAAGAUGCAGGCAUGGUCAUCAACAUACCCCAACGUUCUUGGAAUUUUGUGGAGCGUCCGGAUACUAAUUAUGAUUUCAUCUUGGAAGAACCAGAUAACGUAUCCAUGGCCCAGUUUGAACCUGACCUAUACCCAGGCGUCUUACCCAAGCAUACCCAGCCGACAGAUCGGAAGGAACCCAAAGUCGCGACUGAAGCUCCUUCGUACAACCCCGUUCCUGUCAAACGAUCUCGUCAAGUAUUUGAUGGAUACGAACCAGAGUCACAUCAUUUGGACUAUAUGUUCGCUGACGCAGUACAGUCAAUCGAAGAAUCUGUCGUUACCCUGUCACCAAAAUCUGAGGCACUAUUCACAGGCUACACUGCGGAUGAUAUUGACCUCUGCGCUCUGGAGGUUGGAACGGUCAAGAUGGGUACUGUGACUGACGAACAGAAAAACCAAAUCGAAGAGGUUAUAACGAAGAAUAAGGAGGUUUGCCUGCCUAGCAAACAACCAACGACUUUAAUUGAACACGCUAUCGAUGCUGGCGACCAUGCUCCAAUUGCUGUACCACCCUACCGGCUAUCUCCAGUACGAAGGGAACAGUUGAAAAACGAGAUCGACAAGAUGCUCACCGAGGGUAUAAUCGAACCUGCGUCUUCGCCUUGGUCCGCUCCUGCUAUACUAGUGCCCAAGAAGGACGGAACCUUACGUCCAUGCGUCGAUUACAGAAGGUUGAACGCCAUCACCGUACCGGAUCUUUACCCGAUGCCGCGGAUUGAUGACCUUCUACGUGACGCCAAGCCGACGUUUUAUAUGUCCACUCUGGACUUGCGCUCUGGCUAUUGGCAAGUAAAGGUGCGCGACGAAGACCAGAAUAAAACGAGUUUCAUAACGCCGUUCGGUAUUUUUAAAUUCAUUAGAAUGCCCUUUGGUUUACGGAACGCUCCUGCUACCUUUCAGCGACUCAUCGACCGAGUCAAGGCAUUAGUAGGAGACGUGAGGAUGUUGGCUUACCUGGAUGACCUCAUCAUACUGUCUGAAUCGUUCGAGCAGCACGUUGAGGACUUAGAAAAAGUGUUAAAGGUUCUGAAAGAGAACAAUCUGACGAUCAACCUGGCUAAAUGUCACUUUUGCUGCAAUUCAGUCAAGUAUUUAGGACACGUGAUCACUUCAAGCGGUCUACAACCGGAUCCCACCAAGGUGGAAGCGAUUACCAGCCUACCACAGCCCCGAAACCUCAAGCAUUUGUUAUCGUUCAUACAAACCUGCUCAUGGUACAGGCGAUUUAUUCCGAACUUCUCCAAGGUCAGCGAACCAUUGACGAGGCUAACAAAGAAGAAUGCUCAAUGGGAAUGGAAAGAAGCCCAGGAGAAAGCUUUCAAUGACUUGAAGAGUCACCUUAUCUCUGCUCCGGUCUUGAAAUCGGCGGAUGAAACCAAGCCCUAUAUCAUAAAGGCUGAUGCGAGCAACUACGCAAUCGGAGCCGUCAUAGUCCAGGGGGAGGGAGAAGAUGAGCACCCGAUUGAGUAUGCCAGCAGACUCCUAACCUCCGCAGAAAGGAACUAUAGCACCACAGAGCGGGAAGCGCUCGCUCUAGUUUGGUCACUCAACAAAUUUCGCGGAUACAUUGAAGGCGGACAUGUUACGUUGGUCACGGACCACCAAGCCUUGAAAUGGCUAUUGACGAUUAAAACCCCUACAGGACGAUUGGCGCGUUGGGCUUUGAUCGUGCAAGCGUACAACGUUACGAUUAAGUACGCCCCAGGUAAAACUAAUGUGGUUGCUGAUGCGCUCUCCAGACCACAGUGUGACACCGACACCUCCACCCAGAUGGAAACGGCGACGAUGCCCAACUGUUAG
Messenger RNA from Leguminivora glycinivorella, 3584 nucleotides. RefSeq lists its product as uncharacterized. The transcript has 2 exons. The record is from RefSeq and is a predicted model, not a curated record. Lineage: Eukaryota; Metazoa; Arthropoda; Insecta; Lepidoptera; Tortricidae. The coding region runs from base 510 to 3584 and encodes 1024 amino acids.